UUGGUCCUCCAGAGCUACCGUAGUUGUCAUGGCGUUCCUGUUAGGAGCCGUGUUCGCUCUUUUACUUUUAUGUUUGUUAUUUAUUAUCCGAUUAUAUGUCGUCGUGAAGGCCGGCUCGAGCUAUAAACCUGGAACCAGAGGUCCGGUGUCUGUUCUGGUCGUCGCAGGAUCAGGCGGCCACACCACGGAGAUCCUGCGGCUGAUGGAGAGCUUGUCUGCGGCCUACACCCCUCGACACUACGUCAUCGCCGACACCGACCGGAUGAGUGAGGAUAAGAUCUGCACCUUCGAGAGCUCUAAACACUCCGACUCUCAGGUACACAGCUGUCCACAGUUCUCCAUCAGUCGGGUCCCACGCAGCCGGGAGGUGCACCAGGCCUGGAGCUCCUCGGCCCUCAGCACCCUGGACGCCCUGAGGGCCUCGCUGCCGCUGGUCUUCAGACUCAGACCCGACGUGCUGCUGUGUAACGGCCCGGGGACCUGCGUCCCCCUCUGUGUGACGGGCCUCCUGCUCGGCAUUCUGGGAGUGAAGAAGGUGUCCAUCGUGUUCGUGGAGAGCGUCUGCCGGGUGGAGUCCCUGUCGCUCUCGGGGACGCUGCUCUACCCGCUGGCCGACCUCUUCUUCGUGCAGUGGUCGUCUCUGAGGGACAAAUACCCCAAAUCCAUUUUCCUUGGAAGACUCGUGUGAAGACAUCAGUGACACAAGAGGAAAUAUGUUGUAAUGGAUUUUUUGUAAUUAUCAUAAAUAAAUGCUCUUAAAUUUU
This is a messenger RNA of Pseudoliparis swirei, 764 nucleotides long. It is a transcript of the gene alg14, whose product is annotated as ALG14 UDP-N-acetylglucosaminyltransferase subunit. Gene Ontology annotation, biological process: dolichol-linked oligosaccharide biosynthetic process. The record is from RefSeq and is a predicted model, not a curated record. The transcript has 4 exons. NCBI's taxonomy places the organism in Eukaryota, Metazoa, Chordata, Actinopteri, Perciformes, Liparidae. Gene Ontology annotation, cellular component: UDP-N-acetylglucosamine transferase complex. Bases 29 to 688 code for a protein of 219 amino acids.